Molecule: messenger RNA, 1511 nt
Organism: Colletotrichum navitas
Lineage: Eukaryota; Fungi; Ascomycota; Sordariomycetes; Glomerellales; Glomerellaceae
Product: prenyltransferase and squalene oxidase
Exons: 2
Coding region: 137-1129 (330 amino acids)
Biological process (GO): protein geranylgeranylation
Cellular component (GO): Rab-protein geranylgeranyltransferase complex
Molecular function (GO): Rab geranylgeranyltransferase activity
Source: RefSeq, a predicted model, not a curated record
CGGAUAUCUUACCUAAGCGAUCAACCUCAACUAUUCGAUAACUGCCUCACGUGGAGAACCUUCAAUUUCGGGCUUUUCGAUCGACUCAGUAUCUUCUGUCCAGUCUUGGAAAUUAGGACAACCGGGUACGGAGACCAUGUCAGCCCGAUUCGAGAACCUACCAGAUGAGCUCAAGCUGGCAACAGCGGCUCACGUGAAAUACGUUCAGAGUCUGGACACGCGCAGGGAUGAGUACGACUACUGGCUGACAGAGCAUCUGCGCCUGAACGGCCUUUACUGGGGCUUGGUUGCGCUCCAUCUACUCGGACACCCUGAAGCGCUUCCCCGCGCCGAGACCAUCGACUUCGUUCUCUCGUGCCAACAUGAGAGCGGAGGGUUCGGGGCCGCGCCCGGUCACGACGCUCAUAUGCUGUAUACAGUUAGUGCUGUACAGAUCCUGGUCAUGAUCGACGCCCUGGAUGAGCUGGAAUCGCGCGGCAAGGGGAAGGCGCAAGUAGGCAAGUUCAUCGCGGGUCUUCAGAACCGCGAAAGCGGCACGUUUGCAGGAGACGAAUGGGGUGAGGAGGAUACCCGCUUUCUCUAUGGUGCACUGAAUGCCCUGUCUCUCCUGGGCUUGCUAUCGCUCGUCGACGUUGAUAGGGCCGUACGGCACAUCGUUGCAUGCACCAACUUUGACGGCGGCUACGGCGUAGGCCCCGGCGAUGAGUCGCACUCCGGACAGAUCUUCACUUGCGUUGCGGCGCUCGCCAUCGCGGGGCGGUUAGACCUGGUCGAGACGGACAAGCUUGGUCAAUGGCUCAGCGAGCGGCAGGUCGCAGGCGGUGGGCUGAACGGACGGCCCGAAAAGGACGAGGACGUGUGCUACAGCUGGUGGGUAUUGAGCAGUCUGGAGAUCAUCGGACGCACGCACUGGAUCGACAGACAGAAGCUCAUUACCUUCAUUCUCAAAUGCCAGGACCAGGAGCUAGGGGGCAUCUCGGAUCGGCCCGGCAACACGGUCGAUGUGUGGCACACGUGCUUCGGCAUGACGGGGCUGAGCCUGCUGGGGUAUCCGGGGACGGUAGCGGUUGAUCCAGUGUACUGCAUGCCUAAGCCAACGAUCGACAGGGUGCUGGGGAGGAAGCCGUAGUGAGUUCGUGAUGGAAUAGGCCACUUGGGAUACCGACGAGACGCACUGCACAAUAACGAUGCCAGGAGACAUCACGAUACACAUACCUCUUGCAAUCUAAUAACCUGCUAUUCCGAAUCUUGACGGUAGCAAGGAUACAAGGCGAGAGAAGAGAAAAAGUGUUGGCUUCUUUCAUAGGCUCCGCGGUCACCUUUUGCGAUUUGCCAUGAGUUAGCCUUCGAACACUUCCAAAGCUAUGAGUGUAGUGUCUGGCCCAGAUUACAGACUGGGUCGAACGCUCUUAAUGGUGCACGAAUUACCUUGACUCCAUCAACUUCCGUUGCCCCUGGUGCUUAACAUAUAUCCUUAUCCCACUGCAAAUCUGUUUGAGAAGCAAACCAAA